AGGGCAGCUUCUUUUGCUCUCUCUUAUCUCCUGCCUUCCUGAACGUGGACAGCGGGCGGAGAAAGAGAAUCAGUUCCUGGUGUUGGGGACAGACAAAAUCAGGCAACAGAGGUUCCUUGAGAAGUACCAACUGAAAGAAACAUGGCAUCGGCUUCCACACAGUGUCUCCCCACUGAGAUCAUCUGCUCCAUCUGCAAGGACACGUUCACAGACCCUGCCACCAUUCGGUGCGGGCACCGAUUCUGUUUGCCCUGCCUCUGUCUCUUGUGGGAAUUUGCCCCGACAGUUACUCGCUGUCCUGUGUGCAAGGCGGUGUCUCCAAAAAUGGACCUCAAAAGCACUAUUCUUGCUAAGAAACAUAUUCGUUCUACUGGAAACUCAGUUAUCUGCCAGUUACCUGGCUCUGCCAAGCAGAUGUGUAGGACACACCAAGUGAUAAAGCUCUACUUCUGUGAAGCUGACAAGAGCCUGCUGUGUUUGUUCUGUGCUUGCUCCACAGGGCAUGCCGCUCACAAACACUAUUCAAUAAUGCAGGUUGCAGAGCACUACAGGGAGCACCUUCUGAUGCAAAUGAAGUCUAUUUGGAAAAAGAAACAGGAAAAUCAACGAAAUAUAAAAAAAGUGACCAACACAUUCAGAGCAUGGGAGGGUUUUAUAAAUCUACGACUGGUGAUGAUACGAGCUGAAUACCCUAAAGUGUGUCAGUAUCUCCAGGAAGAAAAGCAAAAACAUUUAGAGAUGUUGGCGAUUGAAGGCGCAGUUAUUUUUCAGCGACUCAAUAGAAAUGUAGCCAGAAUGAUUCAUACGGGGAAACUCCUGAGAAAAAUAUAUGAGGAACUGAAAGAAAUGUGCCUUAAAGCAGAUGUGGACAUGCUCCAGGGUGUGGAAGACACAAUGAAAAGGAGUCAGUUAAUGCAGCUGUACAUUCCCCAGCCUUUGGACCCACAGCUCAGUACGUGGACCAUCACUGGGAUGCUGGAAAGGCUUAACAGCUUCCGAGUGUAUAUUACGUUGGAUGGAAAAAUAAGAAACUGUUGCGUUCCUCUGAUUGAAGCCCUGAGACGUCUGCAAUGCGGUCCUGUCCAUCGAGAUGUGCCUUGGGACCCCGCACGUCCAGAGAACACUCCUACAUGGGGUGCUCAGACCUUCACCGCUGGCAAACACUACUGGGAGGUGAAUGUGGGAAACUCCUGUGACUGGGUUAUAGGGCUCUGCAAGGAGUCCUGGACAAGCAGGAAUGAUAUGCUGCUUAACUCUGAGGACAUUUUUCUACUUCUAUGUGUCAGUAAGGAUGGCCAUUUCAGUCUCUUUUCUACCUUCCCAUUCUUACCCCACUAUAUUCAAAGACCCCAGGGCUACAUAGGAGUGUUUCUAGAUUAUGAAUGUGGUAUGAUAAGCUUUAUUAAUGUUGCCAGAGGUUCCCUCAUUUGUAAUUUCCUCUCACGAUCUUUCUCUUUCCCUCUCAGACCUUUCAUUUGGUGUGGACCCAAAUGAUCAGGAACAGGUCACAAACCUAACCAAGGUUUUGGGAAUUCUAGUAGCUGAGGGGGCUCCUAUCCUGGUGACUUCUAGAAUGGGGAAAAUCAAUUAUAACUUCACUGUGUUUAACUUCAUUUUACCUUUAGGACUUACAAUGGCUGCAUUAUUUUUUAAAGUGGUGGUAAUGUUAAUGAUGUCCAUUUGUCUUUUACAUUUCAUUUAAAUAAAAGCAAUCACUUU
This is a messenger RNA of Capra hircus (goat), 1719 nucleotides long. RefSeq names its product tripartite motif-containing protein 77. The record is from RefSeq and is a predicted model, not a curated record. Gene Ontology annotation, molecular function: protein binding; zinc ion binding. The transcript has 7 exons. The coding region runs from base 142 to 1494 and encodes 450 amino acids. NCBI's taxonomy places the organism in Eukaryota, Metazoa, Chordata, Mammalia, Artiodactyla, Bovidae.